Molecule: messenger RNA, 813 nt
Organism: Nicotiana tabacum (common tobacco)
Lineage: Eukaryota; Viridiplantae; Streptophyta; Magnoliopsida; Solanales; Solanaceae
Source: RefSeq, a predicted model, not a curated record
AUGGCCUUGAUUGAGCGGUGGCGACCGGAGACGCACACUUUCCAUCUGCCCAUCGGCGAGACCACCAUCACACUCCAGGACACUGAGAUUUUAUAUGGCUUGUCCGCUGAUGGCUUGCCAGUUUUACUGACGGAGGACGAGACUGCAGCGUCUGGGUCCAGUCGUAUGCAGUUGGUCCCCAUCAUAGACCACCUGGAGCAUAUCCAACAUACUAUCACCGACGAGUUAGUGGAGGUAGAUGUACAGCGAUAUACAAGGCUGUUGUUACUCCUUCUACUUGAGGGGGUCUUGUUCCUGAACACUUCGGGGAACCUAGUGAGCCUCCGUUUUCUACAUCAUAUUAGUCGGUUCGAGGAUACAGCCAUCUACAGCUGGGGUUGUGCUAUCAUCUCAUAUUUGUACAGGCAGAUGUGUCGGGCUUGCAUCGGCACACAGAGAGACGUUGGUGGAUUUCUGCCGCUUCUACAGUUUCAGCCACCUCUACCAAUACUACCGGCUAAUGUAGAAAUUCUACAUCUCCCUCUAGCCUAUAUGUGGGUUAUGCGUUGUACUCUUGCACGAGAGUAUGAUGCCCAUCAUAAUCUCCCUCUCUACAGGGAUGUGUUAGAUUUGUUGGAGGACGCACAGGCGAUUGGAUUGCAUACCGUCUAUCAUAUGGGGCUGCAGAUGCAGAGUCAUAUCCAUGCUCCUGUGGCCAUGCCGGAGUAUAGUCGUCGAUUUAUGGAUGUGGCUGCCCAGACACUACAGCAAGCCCGAUCGGAUCAGCGUUUGGCAUACGAGGUUGAUUAUAUGGACCCAACGCAGUACAAGUGA